Messenger RNA from Halteromyces radiatus, 1313 nucleotides. RefSeq lists its product as uncharacterized. NCBI's taxonomy places the organism in Eukaryota, Fungi, Mucoromycota, Mucoromycetes, Mucorales, Cunninghamellaceae. The record is from RefSeq and is a predicted model, not a curated record. Bases 29 to 1234 code for a protein of 401 amino acids. The transcript is spliced from 2 exons.
CCACAACAACAACACACACAGCCUUAAUAUGAAAAGGUUUGGAUUAGUAGAUACGCCAAGAAAACAAGAGAAACACUUACCACCAGUAGAUGUCAAAGUCAAUGAUGCACCUGUCUUCUUUAUCGGUCCAGCCAGUCGUGAAAAUCCCAUGUCACAAAUACGAACCAAGUUGAUGGGUCAUGUGUCUUUUCAUGAUCCCAAGAUCAAGUGGAAUCGCAUCACUUUACAGUUUGUUGGCAAGGCAGGACUUCAUAUGGAUGUACCCACAAGUACACUUCCACCCAAGGAAUUUGGCAGCGGUCUAGGUGAAGAGGCCAUCGUUAGUAACAAUGCUAUGACUCGCCUGGAAACGACAGUCAAGUUAUGUGAAGUGGAGAAGGAACUGAUAUUUAUCUCGGGUGAAAAGACAAUUGAAUUUGGACUCCAUUUACCUCAUCAUUUACCACCAUCGAUCAAAACCGACCAUGCAUUUGUAGAAUAUCAUCUUGUUGCCAUCUUCUCUGCAGGCUCAUUCUUCAAGAAAUACAGGAUUCAACGUACCGUUACCUUAUGUCGUCAUUAUUUACCAAGUGCUAGUGCUCUGAUUCCAAGUAUUGAAUACAAUGGUGUACGUGAAUGGUUUGAAUGGUCUGCUGAAGUUCCCAAGGCAAUGGCUAUAGAGACAGGUGAAGUUGUUCUUGCUUUACGUUGGAGCGUGGAGAAGGAGAGGGUGGAAGUGGAUCGCAUUGAAUUAUCUUUACAUGAAUUGGAGAACUAUAGAUUCAAUACCAAAACUGGUCUUCAUAACCUCAAACCAAUCAUCACCAAAUUCCCAGUAUCUGUAUAUCAUCCGCCAUCAUUCAGCAAUAGUUCAGAAACACAUUUCAUUCGUACACCAUUGAUGUCUCAAGUACGUACGCAUCACUUUGAUCCUUUUUUGGAAAUCACUCAUCGUCUACGCAUGGUGAUUCAUUUCGCCGAUCAGACAACACAUGCAAAACCAUUGACCUUGGAAUUCCCGAUCAUCAUCACUGAUUACCCAAAGGACGGCUCUUGUCCGACAAAUAUCUCACCAACAUCUUCUACACCAAUAACUACAAAUGCCAACAAUACUCCUAUAUCUUCUACGUCUUCUACUACUACCAUGAUGAACAAUGUCGUUUUACCCACUGGCGGUGAUGAUGCUGUUGCCGUGGAUUUAGAUUUGCCCGAAUAUACGCCUCAAUAUUAUGAACAUGAAUUGACUUUGCAAUGAUUAAUUGAUCCCUGUCUUACUAUGUCUCUUCCAUUCUUCAUAGUUUAGAUUUUUGUUUGUAUUUUUUUUUCUUGUAUAU